AUGCGGAAUGCCUUGAAUGCAUUGGUCGAUACCGUCAAGGAUCCAGAAGCCCAAGCCAAGUUUGAAAACGAGAUGGAUUCAUUUUUCGCCUUGUUUAGACGGUAUUUGACCGAUAAGGCGUCGGGAACCACUCUUGAUUGGGACAAAAUCAAGUCGCCAAGUGAGAGUGAGGUUGUGCUGUAUGACUCUCUCAAAUCGGAAACUGCCGACAAUUUGAGCAAAUUGGCAGUGCUCAAGUUGAACGGAGGAUUGGGUACGUCUAUGGGCUGUGUGGGUCCCAAAUCGGUCAUUGAAGUAAGAGAUGGCAACACAUUUUUGGAUUUGUCGGUGAGACAAAUCGAGCAUCUUAAUCGUAAAUACGAUUCUGAUGUUCCUCUCUUGUUGAUGAACUCGUUUAACACCGAUGCCGACACCGCCAAGAUCAUCAAGAAGUACCAGGGCCACAGAAUCAGAGUGAGAACCUUCAACCAAUCGAGAUUUCCUCGUAUUUUUAAGGACUCGUUGUUGCCGGUUCCCGAGUCGUUUGACGACGAAUUGGACGGUUGGUACCCCCCAGGUCACGGAGACUUGUACGAGGCAUUGAUCUCAUCAGGUGAAUUGGACUCGCUUUUGGCCCAGGGAAGAGAAAUUUUGUUUGUGUCCAAUGGUGAUAAUUUAGGAGCCACUGUCGACACCAAGAUUUUGGACCACAUGAUCGAAACCGGAGCAGAGUAUCUCAUGGAAUUGACCGACAAAACCAGAGCCGAUGUUAAGGGAGGAACUUUGAUCAAUUAUGAUGGCCAAGUUCGGUUGUUGGAAAUUGCUCAGGUACCCAAGGAGCACGUUGAAGAUUUCAAGUCGAUCAAAAUAAUUCAAGUACUUCAACACCAACAACUUGUGGAUCAACUUGAAGGCCGUUAA
Meyerozyma guilliermondii ATCC 6260 is the source of this 900-nucleotide messenger RNA. RefSeq names its product UTP glucose-1-phosphate uridylyltransferase (gene UGP1). Gene Ontology annotation, molecular function: UTP:glucose-1-phosphate uridylyltransferase activity. The transcript has a single exon. The coding region runs from base 1 to 900 and encodes 299 amino acids. Gene Ontology annotation, cellular component: cytoplasm. The record is from RefSeq and is a predicted model, not a curated record. Gene Ontology annotation, biological process: UDP-alpha-D-glucose metabolic process; glycogen metabolic process. Lineage: Eukaryota; Fungi; Ascomycota; Pichiomycetes; Serinales; Debaryomycetaceae.